GAACCAAUAAAUAAUUAAAACUAUAUACACCAAGAAAUACAAACUAAAAGGAAGAGAUAUUUUCCACUAAUUGUGGUCAAUAUCUCAACCAGGGACAAGCUUUAAUGCACCUCUUAAACAGUGGUAACAGCCAAGUCACAACGACUACCUAUCACCACCCGAUGGAGGUCUUAGCCAAAAGGCCAAGAAGCGAAUAAAAGCAGUGCAGCUUUAGUCCAUGAAUGAGGUGAAAUUAGAAGGUUUGUUUAUUUUGGUAUUUCCAGUUGACUUUACACGGCAGCCAGAGUCAACUAAGGGUUUGUGGCCGUACAAUGCCCAGGUCUGCUCUAAAUGCUUUAUUGAGGAGCUAAACUGAGGAGUUUGUUAUCUGGUAGUUUGUCCUUCUGGACCUGUUCCUCUCAGGCUCUGUGUUAAUUGAUAACUUUACCUGAUAAAGGAAGGAAUGAAAAACAGGAAAUCUCUGCUGCUCGGCCCUGAGUUCAGGAAAACAUCCUCAGAGUUCAGAACAGGAUCUGUUAAAAUCCCGUCUGCCUGCUGAGGUUGAUCUGGUCCAACAGUUCUGGAGGAGACAGAGGAGCUGGCCUACCCACAAUCCUCUCUGCUGGUUUAAUCCGUUAAAAUGUGAUUUUACAGUCAAGUUACCAAAGCAGCAUGUAACGCUCUGCUGUAAAAAUCCUCCUGACAUCAGAACAAACACCAAACCUCCAGAGUCUGCAGAGAAAGUUUGCUGUUUGCCAGCUGAGGUCAUCAUCAAGGUCAAUCCCAGCUGUUUGAAGGAGUGUGUGAUGUCAUGCUGGUGCACGGCCACCAGGAGGCGCUCUCCAGCUGAGCUGAGAUCCAGCAGCAUCUCCACUGUCUGAUCUGUGUUAGCAUGGAGCUGCUGAGCUUCACACUCCUCCACUGCUCAGCUGUGGGUCUCUGAGGGAGAGUUUGUAGUCAGCAGACUGAGGAGAACAGAAAACUGUUCUUAACUUCGCCCUCAUGAAGUCAUAAUAUUUUUAUAUUAUGGCGUUAUUAUUUUAUUAUGGCAUAGUUUACAUAAAUAUUCUGUUCUGUUGCAGAGUGUGUAUUAAUCUGGUAUUUUUAGUUUAAAUUCCAACUUCAUCAGAGCAAAGUAAAUGAUUUAUAAAAUGAAGCCUCAAACAUAAUGAAUCUUCAUGUUUUCCAGGUAAAAGAUGGCGCAGCAGCAGGAAGUGGAUUUCGAGAAAAUACUUUUCAAGGUUCACAGUGAGUUUGUGGAGAGAGUUUCUGAGGAAAUCCUUCGUCGGCUCCUCGAUGACCUGGAGAAAGAUGGCGUCUUUAUUCGCUUGGAGAAGCGGGCGAUACUUCAAGGGAACCCAACCACAGCAGACAAGGCUCGUAACACCAUGGAUGCUGUGAGGAUGAAAGGACAGAGAGCCUGCAGAUUGAUGAUCAGACGUCUUCACCACAGAGAUCCCACUCUGUCCAACCAGCUGGGUUUGUCCUCUUUGUCUCCUGUUAAAGAUUUUGAUGUUCGGUGUCAAAAGGAGCUUAAAGACCAUCUGAAGAUGAAGUUCCAGAGUCUCUCUGAAGGCGUCGCUGAACUUGGAAAUAAAACGUUUCUGAACCAGAUCUACACAGAGCUCCACAUCACAGAGGGGUUAACUAGAGAGGUCAACCAGGAACAUGAGGUCAGACGGAUUGAAACAGCAUCCAGGAAACAAGAAACAAUCAGAAGAGAAGACAUCUUUAAAGUCCCACCUGGAAGUGAUCAACCAAUCAGAACAGUGAUGACCAUGGGAGUGGCUGGCAUUGGGAAAACACUGUUAACACAGAAGUUCACUCUGGACUGGGCUGAAGGCAGAACCAACCAGAACAUCCAGUUCAUAUUUCCAUUCACUUUCAGAGAGCUGAAUGUACUGAAAGAAGAAAAGUUCAGCUUGGUGGAACUGAUUCAUGAGCGCUUCACUAAAACCAAAGGAAUCAGCAGCUUUGAAAACUUUCAUGUUCUGUUCAUCUUUGAUGGUCUGGAUGAAAGUCGACUUCCUCUGGAUUUCCACAAGACUAAAAUGUUAACUGACCCUGAAAAGUCCAGCUCAGUGGAUGUUCUGCUGACAAACCUCAUCAGGGGGAAACUGCUUCCCUCUGCUCUCCUCUGGAUAACCACACGACCUGCAGCAGCCAAUCAGAUCCCUGCUGAGUUUGUUGGCAUGGUAACAGAGGUCAGAGGGUUCACUGACCCCCAGAAGGAGGAGUACUUCAGGAAGAGAUUCAGAGGUGAUGAAGAGAAGGCCAGCAGGAUCAUCUCCCACAUCAAGACAUCAAAAACCCUCUAUAUCAUGUGUCACAUCCCAGUUUUCUGCUGGAUCACUGCUAAUGUUCUGGAUGAAAUGAUGGAGACCAGCGAGGGAGGAGAGCUGCCCAAGACCCUGACUGAGAUGUACAUAGAGUUCCUGCUGGUUCAACUCACAGUUAAGGAGGACAAGUAUAGUGGAAAAGCUGAAGAUCCAGAGAACAGGAAGCUGAUUGAGUCUCUAGGUAGUCUGGCUUUAGAUCAGCUGCUGAAGGGAAACCUGAUCUUCUAUGACAAAGACCUCAAACGUUGCAGCAUCAAGAUCAAAGAUGCUGCGUUGUUCUCAGGAGUGUUCACUCAGAUGUUUAAAAGGGAGAAAGGGAUACGCAACAAAUCCAUCUACUCCUUUGUUCAUCUGAGCAUCCAGGAGUUUCUGGCUGCCGUCUACAUGCUCCACUGCUUCACCAGCAGGAGGUCAGAGGUCAUCAAGACGUUCCUGGGAGAAGAAGAGGAAGAUGAGGACAGUGAGGAAGAUGAGGACAGUGAAGAAGAUGAGGACAGUGAGGAAG
Messenger RNA from Poecilia latipinna (sailfin molly), 2823 nucleotides. Its product is annotated as protein NLRC3-like. The record is from RefSeq and is a predicted model, not a curated record. NCBI's taxonomy places the organism in Eukaryota, Metazoa, Chordata, Actinopteri, Cyprinodontiformes, Poeciliidae. The annotation marks the transcript as partial. The transcript has 3 exons. Gene Ontology annotation, biological process: regulation of apoptotic process.